Messenger RNA from Patiria miniata (bat star), 3412 nucleotides. Its product is annotated as keratin, type I cytoskeletal 9-like. Gene Ontology annotation, cellular component: precatalytic spliceosome; nucleus. The record is from RefSeq and is a predicted model, not a curated record. The coding region runs from base 178 to 2526 and encodes 782 amino acids. Gene Ontology annotation, molecular function: zinc ion binding; double-stranded RNA binding; single-stranded RNA binding. NCBI's taxonomy places the organism in Eukaryota, Metazoa, Echinodermata, Asteroidea, Valvatida, Asterinidae. The transcript has 14 exons.
GCACACCAGUUAUUACAUCUGCUGUUUGCAUGCUGCUUGCGUGCGCUAGUGAAAAGAGAUCGUAAACGCAAGUCAAAAAGGCAUACAAUUUUGGCUUUUCUCGUGGCUAUUCAAGAGGAUAUAGCAAUUUAUCGGAAUCUGUUCCAGUACUCACAGAUAUUCUGAACCGAAGCAGCCAUGUUUCAGCGAGCAGGUUCCAAGUUCAUGGGAGGAGGUGGUGGAAACUUCAGCAACGACUUUGGCUACCCGGCGGGGAACGGCGGAAUGGGAGGCAACAAUACAGGAUUUGGAGGCGGCUUUGGCAGAGGGGGGUCGAGGGGUGGCGCAGGGUUUGGGCGUGGCUCAGGACGCGGUGCUGGAAGAGGAGUGGGAGGCAUCCGAGGUGGCUCAUCGAGGGGAGGAGCUACCAGAGGAGGCGGAACCAAAGGGAGUGCCACUGGAUCCGGGGCGGGUUCUUCAAUGACUGAGACUGCUUCUCGGUCCGAGUCGGGAUAUCUGCAGGAUCACCCAGGCCACUUCCCUGACCAGUAUUGGUGCAAGAUCUGCAAUGCCAAAACAACAGGGGAAAACAACUACAACGCUCAUUUGCGUGGCGUACGUCACAAGCAGAAUGUCAUGAACCUCCAAAUUGGCGAGCCCCUUCAAAGGGUUGGCCCCUUGGCACAGCGCAAGCGGAAGCGAGAUUCGGAGAACACGGUCAAGAAAGUGUUGUCCGAGAUGUUGCCAGGAAACACCGAACCAGUUGUUGGAUUGGAGUUUGUGACGGAGAUCAUCCGCGAGGGAAGCGACACGGACCCAGACUACGAGUGCGAGCUGUGCGACUGCCGCACCCUACAGGGCAACAUCAUCUACCACUUGAUUGGUUUCCGCCACCGCAUGGCAUACAUUAAGAAAAUGAAGCCAGAAUUGCAUGAACAGCUCGACCAAAUGGCCAAGAUGGCAGCAGAAAACGACGUGUCCAAGGCGGGCGAGUCUGGUGACCCGACUCCUGAGGAGAAGGAGGCCAGCAAGAAGAGAGCUACCCGCACCCGGCUCAGCGAGAAGCUGAGGGAGAUCAUGCCGGACCUGGCCGCAGAAUGCCGCGGUCUCAAGCACAAAGUCAAGAGAGUUAAAGGAGAAAAUAUGGGCGUACCAGUUCCAAAGAAGCCAUUCUCAAUGCAGGGCGGUCCUGGAGGUCGCGGUGGUGUUGCAGGAGGUCGCGGUGGUGCUGCCGGAGGUCGCGGUGGUGGUGGUUUUGGAGGUCGUGGUGGUGCAUUUGGAGGUCGCGGUGGUGUAGCUGGAGGUCGUGGUGGUGCAUUUGGAGGUCGCGGUGGUGGUGCUCCUGGGGGCUUUGGCGGUGCAGCUGCAGGUCGCAAUGGUGCCGCCAGGGGUCGCGGUGGUGCAGCCAGAGGUCGCGGUGGUCCUAAUGCUGGCCGAGGUGGAUUUGGCGGCCCAGGCAGUUAUGGUGGGCCGGGUAGCUUUGGUGGGCCUAGUAGCUUUGAUGGGCCAGGUAGUUUCGAUGGGCCGGGUAGAUUCAGUGACCUUGUCAACGUCAUAGGUCCCAUCGGGGGCCUUGGUGGUGAGGGCCUCUGUGGUGGGGGCCUCGGUGGUGGGGGCCUCGGUGGAGGUCGCCUCAGUGGAGGUCUCAAUGGAGGAGACAGGGGUCAGUUUGGAGGUUCGAGUCUUGACAGUGGAGGCCUGGGCAGAGGAUUUGGGCGGGGUGCCCUUGCUAGGGGCAACGGAGGUUUUGACGACGGCUUAAGCAUGAGAGACCGCGGACGUGGGCUCGGUGCCUACGAAGAGAGAAGUGACCUAGGGGGCGGAUAUGACCUUCCCCCGCCCUCCAGAAGGGAAGAAAUUGAGAGUAUUAAGAGUGAGAUCCUUGAUUCGUUGACCAGCAAUUCGGCUAUGAGCGACGCAUUCAUCUUGAAGGAGUUCGAGCGUCGCUUUGGCUCGGCUAAGAAACUCCAGCGGAGCGAUAUGUACGACGAUUACGACCGUGGCCAAGACCUGGGCCAAGACCGUUCCAGAUUCAGAGAUACGAUCGGGGAAGAACAGGAGCAAGGUGGAUUUCAACGAUUGCACAGCUCUCAAGAUUUCGACAGCCCCAGCACUCAGCCUUUCUCAGACUCAAGCUCCCAGCCAAGAAUGACGGUCAGUCUGGAUCAGCUAAGCCGCCUGGACCCGACCCCCAAACCCCCCACCGGCCUGAGGAGUUGCCUCAAGAAACCAUCGUCCUCAUCAACGACAACAUCAGCAAGCACAUCAAUGAGUUACAACAUGGGAGGCCAGUCAAGCAUGGCCACCGGUAGCUCUAAAGCCGUUCAGGAAAUGUUUGCCAAUUUGUCUCAGUCCAUGAUCACCAACGAAACCGACGCCCAUCUUGCCAAGCAAGUAACGGACACAUUGUCUCAAGCCUUGAAAAUGUAUGAAUCUAAGCAAGGAGGAGACAGACCUGAACCUGGUUUUGGAGAGCCACCCAGGAAUAGAGGAGCAUUGCUUCCACCUCCCGCGGCGCCAUUUGGAUCUGGCUACAGUAGGAUGUAAUGAACCUGGGUGUAAGUGGGUACACUGGGUGCAUUUUCACUGCAGUGUGAUAGGUACAACUGGGUACAGCUAUGUGGGAGAUGCAAUUAACCUGGGUGGAAGUGGGUUCACUGGGUGCAUCUCACUGCAGUGUAAUGGGUACAACUGGGUACAUGUACCGUUAUUUGGGGAGAUGUAACUAACUUGGGUGGAAGUGGGCACUUGAAUGCAUUUUAGUGCAGUUAAAUGGGUACAACUGGGUACAGCUACAUAGGAAUGCCAGAUGGAGAUCAGAUCUAGCAGGGAGUUACUGAAAUUUUAAGGAAGAAAUUGAACUUUUGACAUACGUACUGGUUUCAUAUAAAAUAGAUGCAUUAAAAUUGUAAGUGGGCACACUGAAUACAAGAACUGGGUAAAAAUGGGUACAGAGUGUUAUAUCUCAAUGUAAAACAAUGGGUAACACUGGGUACAUCAGUCUUUGCAUGUACAUGUAUGUACAACCAAGCAUCGGGCCUUUUUAACAAGAUUCACCAAAUGGUAGCAAGUUGUACAGUGACGGGCAGGAACUUUUUUUUAGUGUAAUUAUUGUCAAGUGAUUUUUGUGAAUUGACUUAUUUUAGGUUUUUAGAGUUUCUUACAGGUUGGGGAAAAGUAAAACUACAUGUACUGAUUUUGAAGGCCAGAAUUCUUUUGGUUUCGAUUUGUAUGUUUGUUUUUAUUGGGUGGGGUGGAAUUAUUGAUCUUUUGGUCUAAUAAUUUUGAUAAUCAAAUAAAAUCCAAGCAGUUGUUAUUUGACAUUAGUAAUAGCGACCUAACAUUGAACUUGUAAAAAAACAUGGUGUCGUCACAUUGUUCCUCUUGUUGGACAAAAAAAAUAAAAGUUGAAAGUUGUGUUUUAAAAAUCUAA